Molecule: messenger RNA, 809 nt
Organism: Notothenia coriiceps (black rockcod)
Lineage: Eukaryota; Metazoa; Chordata; Actinopteri; Perciformes; Nototheniidae
Product: matrix metalloproteinase-17-like
Exons: 3
Coding region: 402-809 (135 amino acids)
Biological process (GO): extracellular matrix organization; collagen catabolic process
Molecular function (GO): metalloendopeptidase activity
Source: RefSeq, a predicted model, not a curated record
UACUCAUUCACUCUCAGUGCGUGUGCGUCUGCUCGGGACAAAACCGCACGCAGCUGCUUUCAUUACCAGAGCUGGAGCCUCCGCGAGCAGAAAAGGGAGCUCGCGCCACUUGCUGCAGGGAUAUCACCUCAGAUGGACUUGAUAUAAGACAAGAAUACACAUUUUCGAUCUGAUAAUGAACACGUAGGUGGUAGUUACAAGUGCCGUUUUGUGGAGAAAAAACUUAGCCUUACAGCCAGCGGUGUUUUAAUGUGUUUCAUGUGUUUGCGCUCAACAGUGAGGUAGACCUUAAUCGAGCACAUUUUUACAGGAGUAUUGGCGUGAGAUUUAUCCGGUGGAUGCAGCUGUCGGGGUGGGUGUCUGAGCCCUGCAGGAGCAGCCUGUCAUACUCAUAGGGCAGCAUGGUUUCUCUGGUGCUUCACAAGUGGAUGAGGAAUAUUUCUCCGGAGAUGCUUCUGUUGGUGCCUAUUUUGUGGUUUUUACCUCUGACUGGAGCGGCUCCUUCUCUGACUAACGAGCAGCUGGACACCGGGGUGGACUGGCUGAGUAAGUUUGGCUACCUCCCGCCCCCUGACCCAGUGACCGGUCAGCUUCAGACCAAGGAGGCCCUAACCAAUGCCAUCAAAGCCAUGCAGAAGUACGGAGGGCUGAAGGAGACCGGAGUCUUAGACCAAGCCACGAUGGGCCUAAUGACAACACCCAGAUGUUCCCUGCCAGAUGUUUCUGACACCGAGUUGACAGUGGGCCGCAGGAAACGAAGCCUGGCAACUCAGAAAAAAUGGGAUAAGAGGCAUCUAUCCUGGAGGUAG